Molecule: messenger RNA, 2204 nt
Organism: Paramecium octaurelia
Lineage: Eukaryota; Ciliophora; Oligohymenophorea; Peniculida; Parameciidae
Source: the annotation of a GenBank genome assembly
AUGUCUUUAAUAUUUUACUUUUCACCUUCGUCCCCCCCUUCCAGAGCAGUUCGCUCAUUACUUCUAUUGUCAAAGGUUGUAUUUUCAGGGAAAAUUGUGGAUUUAACGAGAGGGGAACACAAAACUCCUGAAUAUCAAUACAUUAACCCUAAUUAAUCUUUACCAGCACUCGUCGAUGGACCAUUAAAACUGUUUGAAAGCAAUGCCAUCCUGAAAUAUAUAUCCAUCAAAAAAGAGUUGACUUAAUUUUAUCCCAAGGUAUUACAUCUUACUAAGCCUAUAAGCACAUCCUGAACAGAGCAAGAGUUGACUGCUAUUUAGAUUGGAGUCAAACAGGAUUAGAGCCCAUAGGGACAUAUGCCAAUGAAUGUUACCUAUUUCCGAUGAUGAUGAAUAAACCUGCUCCAUAAAACAAAGAAUAAAUGUAUCAAGAUACAAUAUCUACUCUUAAAUUCUUUGAGUCAAUUUUCUUAAAGGGAAGAUACAUUUACAACCAACCAUCAAUGACAAUUGCUGAUUUAAAGUACUUAUAAAUAUGUAAGACAGGUGUGUUGCUGAUUUGACCCAGCUCUUAUUGACUGGCCUUGAUUUCAACCAAUUCCCAAAAAUUAGAGACUAUCUAUAAGAAAUGUUUUCGAUUCCAGAAAUUAGAGAGGCAUAUGCUGAAUACUUAGAUAUGAUUAAAUCUACUAAACCUAAUGAUUCGAUAUCUUAUAUCAUCAGUGGAAUUGACAAAAGAUCCAAUUGGCAAAUCAAUUUAUAUCACCAUCCUUUGUCCUCACCCUCCAGAGCCUGCAGAACAACCUUAUUCUAUAGUGGAAUAGAUUUUAUAGAAAAAAUUUUGUUUAUUUAGAAAGGAGAAAAUAGAACCCCUGAAUUCUUAGCUAUUAAUCCCAAUGGGUCUCUCCCUGCGAUCCAAGAUGGCAAUUUAUGUUUAUUUGAAAGCAGUGCCAUAAUGAAGCACUUUGCUCGCAAAUUUAAAUUAUAUAAGCUUUACUCUUUCAACUUAUAAGCCAAAGCCAAAACUGAUGAGUAUUUAGACUUUCAUUUGACUGAGAUGUAAUCAAUUAAUAGAUAUGCCUCUUCCUGUUUCAUUGGGCCUGCUUUUUUAAAGUUGCCUGUUCCUCCCAAUAAGGCUUAAUAAUAAAAAGAUGUCGCAACCACUCUUGAAUUCUUUGUAAAGACAUUUCUAAACAAAGGCAAUUGGGCUUACAUAAAUGGAUCACCAAUACCUACUUUUGCUGACAUCAGAGCUUGCUGUGAUUUAACACAAUUAUUCAUAACGGACUUUCCUUUUGAAUAAAUUUUAGGCUUGGAUACUUAUCUCUAAAGAGUAUUCUAGAUGAAUGAGAUGAAAAAAUCUCAUAGUGAAUACUUCGACUUUUUAUAAAGCUAAAAGAUAGGUAAGUUUGCUUAACACUUUACUUAAAUACAAGAACAGGUUAGAUAUAAGGAAAAAUUGACUUUAUACUUUAAUUUUGUCUCCCCUCCUUCUAAAGCAGUAAAGUCACUACUAAAAUUGGCAUAAAUAUCUUAUACUGAAAAGGAUAUUGAUAUAUAAGGAGGAGAGAAUACAAGGCCUCCUUAUACGAAUAUUAAUCCAAACUAGAGUCUUCCAGCAUUAAAUUUUGGAGAAUUUAAUUUAUUUGAAAGUCAUGCAAUAAUGAAAUUUAUUUGCAUUCAAUUUAAUUUGACCGAAUUUUAUCCCAAUUAUCCGCUUAGAAGUUUAAUAGAUUCCUUUUUAGAUUUUCAUCAUACGGGUUUCAAAUAAUUGACUUUAUAUUCAAUGGAUUUCUUUUUUGGUCCAAAAUUCAUGAAAAAAUAAGUGCCUUAAAAUAUAGACGAAAGAACCAGAGAGAUAAAUGAAUUACUUCAAUUUUUUAUAGAGACUUUCUUAGGAGGAGGACAUUACAAGUAUAUCAUGGGAUCCAGAACUCCAACAAUUGCAGAUUUGGCGUAAUUUUAAUAUUUAAAAUAGAUUCAUAGCAGAGAUUUCUGGUUUAUUUUUUGUUGAUUUUGAUUUUACUCCCUUCCCUUCUAUAAAAAGUUAUUUAAGAAAUCUAUUUGAAAUGAGGCACAUUAGAGAUACAUAUAGCAAGUAUUUCUUGGUAGCAAGAUUUAUGACAUCAUCAAUGAAUAAUUAUAUUGCUUCCAUCAUAAAGGGUACAAAAGAGGGAGAAAGUGCAUGUUGCGAGUUAAUUUGA